This is a messenger RNA of Exophiala bonariae, 2217 nucleotides long. RefSeq lists its product as uncharacterized. The coding region runs from base 1 to 2217 and encodes 738 amino acids. Gene Ontology annotation, molecular function: methylenetetrahydrofolate reductase [NAD(P)H] activity; FAD binding. The record is from RefSeq and is a predicted model, not a curated record. The transcript has a single exon. Gene Ontology annotation, biological process: tetrahydrofolate interconversion. NCBI's taxonomy places the organism in Eukaryota, Fungi, Ascomycota, Eurotiomycetes, Chaetothyriales, Herpotrichiellaceae. Gene Ontology annotation, cellular component: cytosol.
AUGGACGACGACCGGCUUCCCACUCUUCUCGCCGCCCUUCCCCCAUCCUCCAAUUACUUCUCCCUCGAGUUCUUCCCGCCAAAAACGUCGUCCGGGUUUUCGAACCUCCAAGCACGGCUUGUGCGCAUGACAGCCGCUCUCCGCCCGCUAUUCGUGACGGUGACAUGGGGCGCGGGCGGGUCGACGGCGAGCAAAUCGCUCGAGCUCGCCGAGGUGUGCCAGCGCCAGCUGGGCGUGCCGACGGUGCUGCAUCUGACGUGCACGAACAUGAACCGCGCGGCCAUCGACGACGCCCUGGAGAGUGCCAAAGAAGUCGGGAUCCGCAAUAUUCUGGCCCUGAGAGGUGACCCGCCCCGCGAGGAGUACAGGGAUACCGAUGAGAAUGGCAGUGGCGGGACCGGUACCGACAGUAACGAGGAUUUCACAUGGGCCGUCGAUCUGGUGCGCUACAUACGGCGGAAGUACGGUGAUUACUUCUCGAUAGGCGUCGCGGGAUAUCCCGAGGGCCAUGCUGAUGAGAGUAAUCCUGAGGCUGGCAAGCAGAAUGUGGAGCAUGAUUUACCGUAUCUGGAGGAGAAAGUCGCGGCAGGUGCGGACUUUAUCAUGACACAACUUACUUAUGAUAUCGAGGCUUAUCGGGCAUAUGAGAAGAGGCUUCGGGAAUACGUUACGAAAGAUGGGAAUAAAUUGUUUGAGAGAAUCCCUAUUAUACCUGGUUUGAUGCCGAUUCAGAGUUAUCAGAUCAUCAAGCGAAUCACGAAACUCAGCCAUGCUAAAAUCCCGGAUGACAUCUCGAAACGGAUUGAGGCUGUAAAAUCCGACGAUGAAGCGGUGAAGAAGGUUGGUGUGGAUGUGCUGAGCGAAUUGGUCGAGAAUAUCAAGGGCUCGCCGCAGCCUAGAGGCGUUCCACGUGGGUUCCAUUUCUACACGCUGAAUCUCGAGAAGUCCGUGGCAUUUAUUUUGGAGAGGACGGGUCUGAUACCGACGAUAUCUGAACCAAGCCCUGGCGAAUCUUCCGACUCCGAUGCCGUUGUGGAUGACGAUAAGUUGAGUGCGUAUGAGAGCUCGCGCCUGGUCGGUCAGCCUACUCAACGUUUCUCCAAGCGGAGAGCAAGCUCGAUAAAUGCACAACCACAUAACAGAGUCAUCACCGAUAACUAUACGCCUGUGCCUCAACAACGCGGCACACUUGCUCCGACCUCUCAAGACUCCAGAUUAACUUCACAGCAUGAGGCAUCGGGUCGUGGGGCAGGGAUUCCCGCUUCGGGGCCUACCCGACAGCACAAUCUCCUGAUAUCAGAGGGGCAGGGAUCGCUUGGACGCGAGGCUACCUGGGAUGACUUUCCGAAUGGAAGAUGGGGUCCUUCUCAUUCACCCGCUUUUGGCGAGAUAGAUGGCUACGGGCCAUCGCUGAAAGUCGGGCCAGUUACUGCACGGAAACUCUGGGGUCGACCGAAAUCGUCCAAAGACGUGACGGACCUCUUUCGUCGAGUCGUCCUCGGUGAGCUCGAAGCAGUUCCCUGGAGUGACGACGUCGACCCAGAUUCUGCCGGCACGGGCGGAGGAGCGCUCCGAGCAGAGACAAAAGUCAUCCAGAGCAACCUCCUAGAUCUGAUCGAGAAGAAGGGAUACUGGACCCUCGCCAGCCAACCGGCCGUGGACGGAGCAAGAAGCGAUGAUGAGACGUUCGGCUGGGGCCCACCCGGCGAAGGCUUUGUCUUCCAGAAGGCUUUUGUCGAGUUCUUCUGCCCCAAGGCUGAAUGGGAGAAUCACCUCCGCCCUUCACUGAUCAAGCAUGGCGAGGAGAAGGUAGGCUGGAUGAAGACCGACGCCCAAGGUCUAUUCGAAUCCAGCGACCUGGUUGCUCAGCAGCACGAGACGACGACGAACGGCACAUCGAACUCCACCUCUAAGCGCACUCCGGGUGCCCAUGGCGUCAGUGCCGUCACAUGGGGUGUGUUCCGCGGUAAAGAAAUCAUCUCACCCACCAUGAUUGAGAGCGAGAGUUUCAAGGCUUGGGGUGAGGAGGCUUACAGCAUUUGGAGCGAGUGGCGGCGGUGUUUCCCACGUGGUAGUGACGAGGAGAAGUUGCUUGAUCAGCUCAGACGUGAUUCUGUGCUGGUCAAUGUUGUUGGUCAGACUUUCAUCGGUGGUCAUACUGGACGGGGUGCUGAGUUGUGGAAGAUUCUAAUGGGUCAUGAUGUUGGGUCGAGUUGA